Messenger RNA from Gamsiella multidivaricata, 1344 nucleotides. RefSeq lists its product as uncharacterized. The record is from RefSeq and is a predicted model, not a curated record. The coding region runs from base 210 to 1259 and encodes 349 amino acids. Gene Ontology annotation, molecular function: methyltransferase activity. Lineage: Eukaryota; Fungi; Mortierellomycota; Mortierellomycetes; Mortierellales; Mortierellaceae. The transcript is spliced from 5 exons.
UUUUGUUUUUGUUUUUUCGCACUCCAGCCCUUCUCUUUUCACUCCCCAACCAAGCAAGCAGAUCAACACAUUCAGGAAAUGAACGAACUGACAGCCAUGGACAAGGCCAAGGAUGGCUUCUUGGGUCUUGUAGCAACUCUCGAUGGCGAUGAACUCCUGUCCUUCGAGACCUUUAUUGGCGCGGCGAUCGGUAUAAGGAGCGCCUACAAAUGUUGAGCAAAGAGUACGAGAACCACCAGGAGGGCGACCAUGAACAUCAUGCAGGAUGCAGUCAUGAUCAUGAUAGACACGCCGGAAGCGGAGGCGGACAUGUGGCUCGAUCAGGAGGGUCAAAGAUCUUUCGAUUGAACAAGAUCAUUGAGGACCUGAGAGAACGUCUGCCCGUCAAUGCUGAGGCGCCCAGUGAAGAGAUUACCAUUCCAGGGUCUGAGGAGUUCGAGGGCUACACGAAGGACAACGUGGUCCAUGUCGACGGAUUCCUAUACACAGAAGACGAUGUCGACGAACUCUGCGACGCUGGGACACUCUCCCGGAACUACUGCCAAAAAUGUGGAUCAAAGGACACCAAGCCGCUGAACUUCAUUUCCCAUUCGGCCUCGGUCGUUCAGCUCCAGUUCUUGUUUCAAGUCGUCUUGAAGGACAGGGUCAAUAAUAAGGUCGUUCUCGAUGUCGGAUCCAGAUUAGGCGCCGUUCUCUAUGCUGGCCACUUGUUCACGGAGGCCAAAAAGUUGAUUGGUGUAGAGAUGAACGACUACUUCUGCAAACUCCAAACAGAAAUCGUUCGGAAACACCGCCUCCAGGAUAGAAUCGAGAUCAUUCACGACAACCUCCUAAAUCGCGCCUCACUCCUCCAAGGAGCCGACAUCAUUAUCAUGAACAACGUCUUCCAAUUUUUCUGCCCUCUCGACAUCCAACGCCAACUGUGGGAAUUCCUCUACACGAACCUCCGUCACAGAAAGGGUGCCCUCCUCGUCACCAUUCCCUCGCUCCAGGAACAACUCAAGGAUGCAGGUUUCGUCGAAUCAUCUACGAAAAAACCGAAGAACAAGAAGAAGAAGGUCCCCGCCAAACCUCCAGGCGUCAUUGCCGCUCAAAAAGAAGAGGCGGCAGCAGCAGAUGAGACUGCUGCUUCGGUCGGAAACUGGUCAAGCUGGUUGCGUGAGAUUGAGGUUAAGGUCACGGGCGAGGAGUUCGUUGAAGAUAUUAUGGAAGAUGAACUGGAGGAACUCAAGCUCAUCCAUGUAUAUGAAGUUAUUUAGACUGUCCAUUCUUUCAUAGAAAAUAAAAUGUAGGCAUGAGUACCAAAGGAACAAUUGAUUCGUUCACAAUUGUCUCCGCUUUAUA